GUGGCUGGUGAUAGCAGUUGGGCUUGUGAGAGCAUACCUGGCUAAGGGCAGCUACCACAGUCUUUAUUAUUCAAUAGAGAAGCCUUUGAAAUUUUUCCAAACAGGAGCCUUACUGGAGAUUUUACAUUGUGCUAUAGGAAUCGUGCCGUCUUCUGUUGUCCUGACUUCUUUCCAGGUGAUGUCAAGAGUUUUUCUAAUAUGGGCUGUAACACACAGUGUCAAAGAGGUGCAGAGUGAAGACAGUGUCCUUCUGUUUGUUAUUGCCUGGACAAUCACGGAAAUUAUCCGUUACUCCUUUUACACAUUCAGUCUAUUAAACCAUUUGCCUUACAUCAUCAAAUGGGCCAGGUACACACUUUUCAUCGUUCUGUACCCAAUGGGAGUAACAGGAGAACUACUCACAAUAUAUGCAGCUCUGCCCUUUGUCCGACAGGCUGGCCUGUACUCCAUCAGCUUACCUAACAAAUACAACUUCUCCUUUGACUACUAUACAUUCCUGAUUCUGGUAAUGAUCUCCUACAUUCCACUUUUUCCCCAGUUGUACUUCCAUAUGAUACACCAGAGAAGAAAGAUCCUUUCUCGAACUGAAGAACACAAGAAGUUUGACUAGCUCUCCACACCACUAUCCCAAACCAAACUUUUCCAUGAUCAAAAAAUGCUGCAGACUUUUUGAGUUCCCAGUACAUUUCAUAGAAAAUAAGUAAGAACUAUUUUUAAAAUAUUAAAAACAAAACAAAAUAAAAAUCAAAAUCCGGUGUCACAUGGGCCUGGGAUUUUAUAAAAAAUAAAAAUAAAAAUGCAAAGAGCUGUUCACUAAAGCAUCCUAGCUGGUCCUUUGAGCAUGUUCGAAUCAGAAGUUCCAGUAUCUAUGAUGGCUAGAAGGGGCUGGUACUUUAUCUCCUCCAUGUCCUUCAUGUAUCUGACAAAUAAAGACCUGUAACACUAAGUUCUUGAGAGUUACAGUCUGAGUAAUGACAUUGCACCAACUUGCGGUAAAAGUUAUGUUGCAGUCUGCAGUGUGUUUAGCAUUCCCUUCUCAAAGUGCUUGACUGCAUGCUGGAAAUUCUUUGUAAUUUUGAAGCAGCAAUUUGUCCUCUGGAAUGCUCUGAAGUUCUGGCUAGGACCCAGCCCCUCAUAUCUAGUGAAUGAGUUACAAGAUGUAUAUGCCUGUGAAGCUUUGGGUAGUGCCUGUAACCAGAAAACCACUAAAAGCCUUUCAUUUGUUUUCAAUUGAGUCAUUACUGCCUGCCACUAAGAACUGUGCUUGGAUUUAGGAAGUCUGUGUAUACUGUAGAGAUCCUUACCUGGAGCUUAGCUUCUGUCAGAUUCUAACAAGCCACAGUGUGAAGGGGAGGCUUCAUUGUACUUAGCUCAGAACACAGAUGUGUAUUGGCCCAGAGCUGUUCUCAUUACACAGAAGGAGGAAAUCUGUAAUUAAAAACACUUGGAAGCUGUUGCUUUACCACCAUAGUCCAGAAAAGCAUCCAGAAAUAGAUUUAUAUACUUACCUUUUUUUUAAAUUUUUUACUCUUCCGUUUAGAUACUUUCCCUGACUGUGGUCCUGUGUUAACUCCCACCAAGUUGUAAAUUCAGUGACAACACAUGUUCUAGGAUGAGCUAAAAGCACUAUCAUCCCCACAUGUCAGAGCAGCCACCAGCUGGCUUGUGACUGUGGACAUCGUCUAAUAGUGUCUUCACAGCACUUAAUUGCAUAACCAUCUAUUUAAGUCCCUUUAGGAAAGGUUUGAAGGAGACAGGCAAAACUCGAGUUACUGCCCUGCCCACUGCUCCUCACGGCGCACUCAGCACACUCUGCUUUUAAAAAUAGAAAGCAAGGGUUUUGAUAAAAAUGCCAGGCCCAAGUUUAGAUGUGCACUUGACUUUAAACAGCACAUUAAUAGAAUCACUUCCCUUGUUUUCUUUCUUCUUUUUUUCUUUGUUUAUCUUUAAGACUUUAAAAAUCUUGCCAUUGUUAUUUAGCAUAUAAUUGUCCCAAUCAAAAGAAAAUAAUGAAAACUAUAUUUUCAAACCUGUGUUUUCAUAGGAGCUAGAAAAGCUAAUGCAGGCAGGUGUGUAAUAAGUUUUUGUCAAAGGGAACAUUAGAAUUCUGCCUCGAGUCAGCUCUCUUGACUUGACUUGUGUUGAAAUCAGAAUCUAUUCUGGUAUUUGAUAGACAAAUAUGUGGGAAAGGUUUUCUUCAGCUUUUUAUUCCCCCAAACUAUACUUCUGUAAAACAAAGUCAGCUUGGAUUUUAUCAGCCUUGUUACAGUAUCUGACUGAGAUUGUUACAGUUGCAUUGGAAUGGCUGCAAAAGGUGGUGUGAGAAGCAGAUCUUCCAGCCCAAGGACAGGGCUCCUCCUCAGUGCCUCAAAUUGCCUCAAAUUGAAUUUGGGUGAGGAGAACACAAUCACCAGUUUCCUUCAAAACGGGUCUCAAUCCAGUGUCUUCUGGGCGUGAGCACUGAAGACACACACAGCAAUGAGUGAAGAAGGUGUCUGUCAGUCACCUCUCUUGGCAACUAGGUUUUAUGCUUUUUUUUUUUCAUCCCUAACAUGAAUUAAUUUCUCCUUUGAGGUAAUGAUGUUCUUUUAUAAAUUGAGAAUAUCCAGUCUCCCCAAGUGUCACGUCUAAUAGUGAGGUGUGAACAAAGAAGGUGCUUCUCUGUGGUGUGGGCACUUUGUCAGACUUAGAGACAUCUUCCUGCUUGACUGCCUCAGAUCUCCCGAGGCGCCCUCUUGAAGGGAUGGGUUCUUUGAGGUGCACAGCAGUGCUCUGUAGAUGUGUGGUGUUAAUCUGCAUCGUGCUGAGGUUAGGACCACUCGUUGCAGGUGUCUGCUCCAUAAUCAAAGGCCCCGUGGAGUUAGUCAUAGAAUAAAGCACUGUCCUGGACGGAAAAGCCCCUCUAAAAGCAAACUGAGCAAGAGGACAAUGUGACUGACACCAGACCCAAGAGGCAGAUGAGGGGUCAGUCACGCUACUGCCUUUCUCCUGGGUUUGCUUUCCAUUUCUAAUAAAAGCCUGAUGUUGCUGUUGUCCAACCUGAAAAUCACAUUCAGUUCUGAGUUUCAGAUAAACCAUUAUAAAACAUCAAAGUCAGUACAUACUGCUCCUUUGAAAUUUGCGUAAAAAAUUAUACAACCAUAUAUAUAUAGUCAUUUUUGUAUUUUUUCUAUGUUGUGAAAGCCAAAAUUGUAAUUUUAUAAGUCUUUGAUUCACUAAAAUUAUAUAAUUUAAAUGUAUUUUUUGUAUAUUUAGAAAUAAGGAGCUCAAAGACUAUGCUUAACUUUCUAUGCAUGCAUUUGAAAGCUGUUUUUAUCUGAUGUUAAUGUAGUAAGUUAUACUCAUAAAACACUGAUCUGCGUUGCAUUGAAAAUAAACUGGUGUGUGCUCUGCCUGGA
This is a messenger RNA of Cricetulus griseus (Chinese hamster), 3398 nucleotides long. Lineage: Eukaryota; Metazoa; Chordata; Mammalia; Rodentia; Cricetidae. The record is from RefSeq and is a predicted model, not a curated record.